AUGAGUCAUCACCUCUCCUCGACAACACUCCGGCAGCGGUGGUCGAAGAGUAUCAAACAAGAUAAGGGUACAAUUUACUAUCUCGUGAAGGCUACAUAUAAUGAAGAUGACGUGUGGGGCACUGAUUUCACAUGUGUGAGUGUAACGGCAACAGAAGUCUCUGAAGAAAAGAAGAUAAUUGAAGCUACAAUAACGUUCAAGAAUAACGCUUCCUCAACACCACAAACUUCUAAAGAAACGGUCACCGCCGUUAAGAUGUACGAUUAUAAAAAUAAGGAAAACGCCAUAGAAUACAAGACACAUG
This is a messenger RNA of Dermacentor silvarum, 304 nucleotides long. RefSeq names its product female-specific histamine-binding protein 2-like. The record is from RefSeq and is a predicted model, not a curated record. The transcript is spliced from 3 exons. Gene Ontology annotation, molecular function: amine binding. The annotation marks the transcript as partial. Gene Ontology annotation, biological process: symbiont-mediated perturbation of host defenses. NCBI's taxonomy places the organism in Eukaryota, Metazoa, Arthropoda, Arachnida, Ixodida, Ixodidae.